Molecule: messenger RNA, 5732 nt
Organism: Cataglyphis hispanica
Lineage: Eukaryota; Metazoa; Arthropoda; Insecta; Hymenoptera; Formicidae
Gene: Gdap2
Product: protein GDAP2 homolog
Exons: 12
Coding region: 546-2081 (511 amino acids)
Source: RefSeq, a predicted model, not a curated record
CUCUCGAUUCGUAAGCUCCAACUUUAAUUGCGAGCAUCCGUAAAGGCCUAGUGUCGAAAGACCGCGCGCGCACUUUAGUACCGCACUGCCGCCAGUCAGCCGUCUACCGAUCGGCUUGGACCCCGGCAAGGCCGUCGUGUCGCGUCGCGCGCGCGUGUCCAUCAGUCAGCGUUCGCGCACGAAUGUGACGGUACGGUUGGGUCGGUCGUCGUGGCGGGUUUUUACUCGGCGCCGCGCUCACGAGUCCGAGCUCGAGAGCCUGAGCUGACGUUUCCGCGCGAAGCGAGAGGAAGGAGAUCAAACGGCUCCGCUCCUUUCCUUCUUUUUCUCUCCCUUUCUCUCUCUCUCUCUCUCUCUUUAUCUCUCCUUUUUCUCUUUGUCUCUCUUUGUUCUCUUGUCUUUUUUCCUUCUUUCUCGUCAGUCUACGAGGACACGGGUAACUCGAAAGCAUACAGCCAGGCAUACAUCCGCGACGACAGGGGCUGUGACCUGCUUCCGCGCUCUAUCCUCGCUGACAGUCCGACUGGCGGACGAACCGAAGCUGAAUGAGGCUGAUGGAACCCUUGGGUAUCGCCCAGGACAUCGUGGAGCCGGCUGCGUUAAAACGAUGGGCCGACUAUCCCAUCCAGCAUCGAUUCACGGAUUAUUCCGAAUCGAUCAGAGAGACGGCACAUCACGCUAUAAGCCCCUUUCCUUGUCAACCGUCGCUUAACAACAAACUCGCACUAUGGACUGGAGAUAUCUCAAUACUACAAGUAGACGCGAUAGUGAAUCCUACCAACGAAACGAUGGACGAUAAUAGUCCUAUGUGCCAAAGAAUAUUUAGCCGAGCUGGUUCUGCGCUUAAAAUAGAAAUAUAUAAUGAAGUAAAAGAAUGCAGAACUGGCGAAGUGAGAGUGACACAGGGUCAUGGAUUACCUGCUCGUUUUAUUAUUCAUACUGUUGGACCAGUUUAUAAUGUCAAGUAUCAAACAGCUGCGCAAAACACAUUACAUUGUUGCUAUAGAAACGUCUUACAAAAGGCAAAAGAACUGGGAUUGCGUACCAUUGCUUUACCAGUAAUAAAUUCAGUGCGAAGAAAUUAUCCACCAGAUGCAGGAGCGCAUAUAGCUCUUAGAACCGUACGCAGAUUCAUGGAACAAUAUAGCGAUUCGUUAACAUGUAUUAUAUUUGUACUGGAGCCUUGCGACCUUGGAAUAUACGAAAUUCUUCUGCCACUUUAUUUUCCUCGAAAUCUGGCAGAACAGGAUAACGCUUGCUGGCAAUUGCCGAAUGAUAUUGGUGGAACGGACGGGGAACCUCUACUCCCAGAUAGACAAAUCAGAAUUAUUGACAAUCCUCAGCACACUUUGCACGGCGAUGAAACGGUGGAGCUUUCAGCACAAUUGGAGACUUCUGUAAAUAUUGGUGAACACGCCUUUGCACAAAUGCAAGGUGAUUUAGAUCGCCAGAGACUUCUGGGAGAGAGACCUCCUGCCGACCCACUAGCAGAUAUUAUGCUCAAGCAAAUGCAACAAAAAGAAAGGUACGAAAGGCUCCUCAGGAGGGCGAAGACGGAGGACUUGACCGAGGUCUCGGGAAUUGGUUGUCUCUACCAGAGCGGCGUGGACCGACAAGGUCGACCGGUCGUGGUUUUCGUCGGCAAAUGGUUCCCCGCCUCGAAAAUCAAUCUAGAUAAGGCCAUGCUAUACCUGAUACAACUGUUGGAUCCUAUCGUGAAAGGUGACUACGUUAUCGCAUAUUUCCACACCCUUACAGCCAGUAGCAAUUACCCCAGUUUCCACUGGCUGCGCGAAGUCUACAAUGUGCUUCCCUACAAAUAUAAGAAGAAUCUAAAACAUUUCUACAUUGUUCAUCCUACCUUCUGGACAAAGAUGAUGACGUGGUGGUUCACAACCUUCAUGGCACCAGCCAUUAAACAGAAGGUUCACAAUCUGCCCGGCGUGGAAUAUCUUUAUGAAGUUAUGCCGCCUGAUCAACUUGAGAUUCCAGCAUACAUCACGGAAUACGAUAUGACGAUAAAUGGCCUGAGGUAUUAUCAACCGGAACAAGUCUCAUCAUCGCCAUCAACGUCCACGUAACUCGCAGAAAAUCGUGAUGAAAGCAGCGAAGCGUCAAGAUCGAGGCCGGAUCGAAUAUUCCGCGCGUUCUUACGGUUGACUGUUCAUAUUAUUACAGUGACAUCGGUGCGACAUUUAAGCGUGAGAGCCAUACGUAUGAGAUUCGUGAUUGCCGGUAUAUCUCGCCGACUCUCGGCAAUGAUAAGGCGAAGAGCACGACGUUGUCUGGAUACGGUAAUCCGCGUUUUCGAAAAGAUAAUCCGUCUCCGCAAUAGUACCCCAAAGUCGAUUUGUCCAAGUGCCUCGUGAUGGAUCGCUUAUUACCAGGAGAAAGGACAAAAAGGACGAUCGGCCCCCGCGCGAAUAUUGAUACGAAUAUUAAUAUAAAAUCAAGAAACCACUGCCCGCCUGCUUUUGACGUUGAUCGGUUCUUUUUACUCGUAUAUGCAUGCUGGUUUUACGUCCCCAAGUAAGUACGGAGAUAUAAAACUUGGUACUGGACAAUCCGCGUUAAGAUAGAUAAUCUCGAGAAAACUGGACCGACCAUGUGUACGUUACUGGAGGUGUACUGCUAAACAGCGUAUCCACCUCAUUCAGUAAUAGAGCUAACAAAUUACUAUUCGCUUAGAGCGAACAUCGGCUGCCAAAACAUCAAUAAUCAGUAUUUUCAUCAUCGUCGUCAUCGUCGUCAUCGUCGCUCGCAAACGAAAUCCGAAAGAUGAUUUAUUAAUCUUGCCCUUGUAUAUAUUGCGUAAUUCGUGGCAGAUUCUUAGCUUAGUACUGCCUGCGAAAACAGUAGAAUGGAUAAAGAAUGGUAUUUGACGACGCAUUAGAGUUAAACGUUGGCUUAAUACAGACCGUCGAUCGCUUUCUGUUAUUUUCUUAUAUCAAUCGUUAAAGAGUGCGAUUUGAUUAUUGUAUAUUGUCAAUAUUUUAUUAAGUCAUAUCGUUGAUAAAGAGAUCGUGCUGCGCUGCCGCCGUCGCCGCCGUCGUAUAGCCACGGUAUUUUCGAUAUACUAAUAAUAAAUCAUCUCUCUCUCUGCUACGAACAAAGAGCGGCUGGAUGUUUUACUGUGAUGUCAUGUCUUCGACGCUCAGCAGAUUUGAUUUAUUUUCAAACUCGGUCUUCUGUCUUACGGAGACGUCAACGCGAAAUACGAAACAGCGCUCGCGGAAUGUUAAUGUUGAGCGUCGAAGUCGUACGUACGGGACAGUCCUAGAUUAGAAAAAGCAAUAAAUUUAAGAGCUUGCUCGCGAUGUAUUUUGGGAGGCAAAAAAAAAUCGUUAUCCCAGUUGUUAAGCAUUUUUAGAAGUUAAAAGAUAUAAAUUAAAGAAGUUAAAGAAAAAAAGACCUGUUAAUCGCGUCGAUUAACCCAUUUCUCACGUUCGCCAAAUAUCAUGAGUACGCCCUCUUCCCCCUCGCGAUAAAAUAUAGCGCCCUUCUCCCCGUCUCCUUUUUUUUUGAUCUUUCGUCGAUUAAUUUUUAAGGCGAUAAAACGAAAAACGAUUCCGCGGACAUGCUGAGAAGAUGCAAUGGGUUAAUUGAUCAUGCUACCUCCGCCGAAAAUACGAUCGUCCGUGUGAUCGAAUGUAUAAGCGUUUAUACGGAUCGAGAUUUAAACCGUUAUGAAAUUUAAAAAAAAAAGUGCUAUUCAUAAUCGUUGACUGCAUUCAGAAAGCACAACCAAAUAGUACGAUCUAUAUAUAGAAAUAGUUGAGUUUUGUGAAUAUUGUUCGCAAAGACGAAGUAGUAUUUUCUCAUGUUAUCGUAUCUACAUGUCUAUGUUUUGCAAAGAUUUCAAUACGAUUCGCAUUGCGAAUAAUCGGAAAAAGAUUAACCUCGAAUUAUUCGGAGGGGCCAAUGGUAUCACGGAAUGACACGAUAGAAAAGCUAUUUUCUGUUUUUAAUGACCUCACUGUCCGUCCCUGACAAUCGAGUUUAACAAGUAACAACAAGAUGCAACAUCAUUCGGAGAUCGUUGUUAUCUAUAUAUAUAUAUAUAUAUAUAUAUAUAUAUAUAUAUAUAUAUAUAUAUAUAUAUUUUAUAUUAGUGUCGUUAUCGUACUACAGUCGUUAUUUUAUCGUUUAAAAUUUUAUUAAAAAAGAAAUCUAUUCGAACAAAUCUUGAAAUUAAAAAAUGUUAAAAAUUAAUUUUAAAUAUGAAUAAUUAUUUGUUGUUAUUCGGAUGAUAUAUUGUUAUCUUUGAGACAAGUUUGUAUACGUGACAAUGGGUUUUAAUUGACGGAUAUGAUUAAAAUAUUUAACAUACGUUAUGUAUCGAUUAUAUUAAUUCAAUAUAUUGUAUACAUUAAACAACUGACAGUUGAAUCUAUAUUUAAAUCGACAAGUACUUAUUCAAAGAUUAAAGAGAUUCUUAUAUAAUUUUUUAAAGGUCCUACUCUAGUAAUCAAGUGAUAUUUUUAUCUGCUACGUGCAAAACAAUACAUUGUCUUGAACGAAUUUAAAAAUUCGUUUAAGAUAAACAUUUAAAAGCUCAUUACGAAUUCGCACAUCAUUAUAUUUUGCUUCGUCACUCUUUGCUUUAUUGUUAAACUCGAUUUUUAAACGUUGACUCUGCCUGCAUUACAUCAAGCAGAAGACUUACAAACUUUUAUUUUAAUAUCUUUCUGAGACGUUUAUAAAAAUAUAAAAAUGUUAGAAAAGAUACAAAUGAGAAUAUACAAUACAUAAUUAGAAAACAUGUUGUCUCUUACUAAUUCAGAAUCGUGUAAUUCUGCUGAAGUAUAUAACAUUCACAUUGUGUCAAUUUUGAAUAUUUCAAUUUCGGACAAGUAAACUAGAUUAGGACCUUAACUUUUAGUUAAUCAGCUAAUAGUAUCGCAUUUGAAAUACACGCGAAUGUAUGUGUGCGAAAUGUGUGUACGAGUUCGUUUUUCGCACCACGAGUCAAAAUGUUUUUUUCCACAAGAGAUAAUUGGUUUCCUACAUUAUUUUCGAAUAUUUUUGCUUCUAACAUAAUUCAAUGUGUUUGACAGUAAAAAAAUAGGAUGUUUAAAUCUUAUUGUUCUUAUCUUUUUACGCUAGUUAUUACUUUUUACACACGAAACUAUAUCUAUUUUUAAACUUUUUUUUACAAACUAAAUUAAUUCUAUUAAAUUUUAAUUUAUUGCAACAGUUUCACUCAAACUUCAGGAUUUAGUACUAAUAUAAAUUUAUUUUAAAUUCUUACCUUAUGAUUUAAAUCACAUUACCAUGUAUAUAAUUGCGGUCAAUGAUAAAAAACAACUAUGUGAUCGUGUGUGUGAAGAUGAUGCUUUGUUAUCGUGCGCGUGUUAUUAUGAUUAAAAAGAAUGUGAGAGAAGAUUGUUCAAAAUACUAAUCAUACAUUAUUGACUUUGUUUCAGACUUAGAAAAAGUGAUGAAACAAAAAAAAAAGAAUCAAUCUUGGAAUUAUUAAUUAUGCUAAGCUUAGUUAUUUUUUUAGUGAUUAGUGAUAUCUCAUGCAGUUAUGUUUGAAUUAUAAAUGAGAUGUAAUUUCAUUAACUUUACCACGCGGUUCUCUUUAUAGUUUGUACUUAAGAAUAGAUUAUCGAAAUGUGACAAAUCCUGUGCGGUUUAUUGUUUAUUGUUUUCUCUCGAUGUCGAUGCACUUCUUUGUUGUAUCCUUUUUUAUAGAAUAUAAUAAACGUAUUUUAUUUCGAUAAAAUUUA